Xyrichtys novacula (pearly razorfish) is the source of this 11400-nucleotide messenger RNA. Lineage: Eukaryota; Metazoa; Chordata; Actinopteri; Labriformes; Labridae. The record is from the annotation of a GenBank genome assembly.
AUGAUGGAGCUGGAGACGGCCAGUAACAGAGGCGAACUGGGAGCUGUGGGGGACUCGCUGCAGCCACAGACUCCCAGCAGACACGAAAAAAGUCUGGGGCUGCUUACGACCAAGUUUGUGACUUUAUUACAGGAGGCAAAGGACGGAGUAUUGGAUCUGAAAGCGGUGAGCAUGCAGCCCAGUCUUUGUUGUUAGCUAGCACAUGUCAUUUUGAGCCUGCCUGCUGUCGUUGGGAUACAUGCAUUUCAGCUAGCCUGUUAGCUUAGCUUAGCUAGUGACAGGCUAAUUUGAAUGGGAGCUACUUCUGCCCUUAUGGCUUUGUAUUUUCAGAAGCUUUUAGCCUUUUUCACUAUGUAGACUUUACAUUAUAUGAGAACAAAGCAUGGCAGAAAAAAACUUACUCAUUUGAAAAACUAACUUGCGCCAUACUAUUGUUACAAACACGAAGCUCAGAAAACAUACACGAAAAGCAAAUAUAACACGAAAAAACGUUGAAAUAUACAUUUACUUUGACAUUCAUGCAGACAUACACACAUAUAUGCACGUGUACAUAUAAAUAAACGAAACCUAAAUACUCUAAAAGUAAACCUGCACACGUUUAUUAUUGAGUUUUUACCAUGGCAUAUCUUGAGAGAGACAUGGACACAACCGUGAUCAAGAGUUUGGCUUUCCCUGGAUUAAAGAAAUGUGAUCAACAGGGAUUAUUGACUUGCAGUGCAGAAAAAACAUGUGCAGCAAAGUAGAGAAAGAGCAAGAAGAUCAGCUGUGUGUUAGUAAAAUAGAGGGAUAAAGUGAGAACAGAGAGAAAAGAUUCACAUUAUCAAAUAUUAACAAGUGCUGUGAGCCAAAGGUGAGUGAACAUUAGGUCUGUAUUAUUUUAAAACAUUAAAACUAAGUUGUAAGUCUCACAUAAUAUAGGUGAGGACCAAAAGACUGUAACAGAUUUCAAUCUGUGGCUGUGCUGUGAUAAAACAUAUGCAAGUCCACAUGGUAUGCUUUCUUAUACCACAAUGUGAAAAUAAUCCACAGCAAGUAAAAGUUAUUUGUUCACAUGGAUUAUUAUCACAUUUAAGUUAUUGUAAAAGCAAUUCUUUAAUUCUAUUUGAUCACAUUUCUGGGCACAGUGGGGGACAAAAAGGCAGGUGUAUAUUUUUUGUUCCAGUCCAGCCCAGACAAUAGCUGAGAUGCAAGAUAUUUUUUGAACAAACAAUAAACUGGGCCAAACUUGGCCCUAAAAUUGAUAAAUAAUUAUUUACAGGUGUUAUCUCAAUGAACAUCAAAAUAAGUGUGUUGAAUAUUUUGGCCAUAAUUGCAUAGUGGUACCUGAACAUAAGAAUCUAUGAUUAAACAACUGAGGAGAGUAAGCACCGUAAAUGAAAUCAAAGCUGUGAAACAUGAAUAUGGCUUUCAUUCAUCAGUAACCCAGGUGAUAGUUUCUGUUUGGUAACUUUUAAAAUUAAAGAAACCCAAAUUUGGUCUCCCAAGAGUUUAAUUUGUGUUACCUUUGUAUCACAACAGGAAUCAAUAUCAUUUGAUUUCUUUUAGUAUCAUACAAAAGCUCAAGAUUAUGGUGAGUGACAACCCUACAACCAAACAGUUAAUGCUCCCAUGUUCUCUGGAAAACUGAAAAUUCACUCCUUGAGUGGUAUUGUGGUUAUUAAAGAGGGGCAAAGUAGAGUAACAAGUUUUUUUUUUUUUUUUUUUUAAUAUUGCAGCACCGCUCAACUUUUCAGACUCUGCCCCCUGCAGAUCCCGAGUUAAAAAAACUGGGUCAGCUUUUGUCGUUCCCUUCUGAGCAAAUGCUUCUGCAUCUUCACACAUGAACAAUCAUUUCUGACUGAUAGUCUUUGUUCUUUGACGACAAGCAUUCAUCCGGUCAGCCUUCAAUGGUUUUUCCUUAAAAGGAUACUUUUAACACCAGUGCCGAAGUGUUCACAUGUGUAUUAUCAAAGGUGGUUAUGGUCUGCACUGCAGUCUAGGUCAUUGGUCUAAACCCUCUCGCUCCCUGAAUUGACCCCCAGUAAACCUUAACCUGCCUGGAGAGUCUUCUGUUAUCGUAAGAGUUACUUAAGUUUCUUGAAGAACUAGUUGGUGUUUGCUUUGGUGAGAUAGAGUCUAAGUACAAAGUGGUCUGUGCAGAUCUUUAACCAGUGCCACUUCCUCUCUCAAACCCCUCGUUCCGCUUAAAAAAAAAAAGGUGUUAAAUGUAGCCAAAACUGAUUAGCCUUUCUAAUUUGCACUUUUCAAAUUAGAUUUUAAAUAGGGAGAAAAAAACUGUGAAUUUUUGUUUGUGUUAUCCGCCCCAGUGAACCAAACGGCAGUUUGACCAGCCAUGCAUUACUUAUAAAUUAAAACCGUUUCUCUUCCACAGUGACCUCAGUGACUCUACUGAGAGUGGCGUCACACCUGCUGACACUAGUAUUUGCACCUUGCCAGUGUUGGAAUAGAGCAGGCAGUCAUGCUUAUUCUUUAUCUCACCUGUCCAUAACAACACACUGUAUUUUUUAGUAAUGAAAACAAUCCAUAUUAGGCCAUGAUUCCCUCUCUGCUCAAAGAAACACAGCUCCUUUACCAAAGGCUAAUAACUCUGGGGCUUGUUCUCCUUUUGUCAGGUGUUGGCUCAGAUGUCUGCUGAUUGAAUGUAGUGCAUACUGGUGAUGUUUACUCUGCAUGAGUGAAUACUAAUGAAAUUAAGUGUACUGUACCAAACCCACUUAAGGUUUAAUAUAGCUGCUGUCAUUCAGCAGGCCUCUAUUGCACCCACAGUUCCUCAUGCCAAAUCUAUUCUUAUCUGCACCAGCCAUAUGGUUAUCAUAAGUUUGUCAAACACCAACAGGCUGGGAUGGGAAAGAAGGUUGAAUGACACUGUGGUGCUCUGUCUUAGGUGGUGAAAUGUCAUGGUUUUUGGUUGCAUUGCAUUGUACUUGUUGUCAUAGAUUGAACCGUAGGUCCUAGUCUUUUUAGCUGUAAGCAUACUAAAGGAAAUACUAAUAAUCACUCUUGUUUUCUUUGUUUUUGUCCCGUUGUUCAGGCGGCAGACACCUUGGCUGUGCGGCAAAAGCGGCGGAUCUACGAUAUCACAAAUGUUUUGGAGGGAAUCGGACUGAUAGAAAAGAAAUCCAAAAACAGCAUCCAGUGGAAGUAAGUCAAUGUUGAUAUUUUCCCAAGAGACAAAAAAGAAAAUCUUUGAUUUAAAGAGACAGAUUAAGUGCCAAAUUUUCUGUUUAUAAGGAGUUUUUGAGGUUUCCUUUCAUUAAAGAGGUUAAAUGUCACUCACUUAUGGUUAUAUUUUAUAUUUUAUAUUUAAGAGUUUGGUCUGGUAAAGCUUUCAUAGUAUAAAAAUGAGUGUCUUUGUUCAUACAGGUCAGAAUUGUCAGUAUUUGUCUCCCAAGCACAAGCAUCAAUCCUCCCACCUCUUCUGCUGGGAAUAGAUCAUACCUAAUCCAAUAUAGGAGGUGUUCCUCCUCUAAAUACACUUAAAAAUUUGAGACCAUCUUAUGAUCUUAGUUUAGUGAAACACAAAGACAGUGGGUGGCGCCACAUAUCUGUGAAGAGCGUUUACCCCCUAGUGACCACUCACCAUUACAAUGCCGGAAGGAUGAAAAAUGGAGAGACAUGCUGACCAGAGCAAAAAAGUCGAGAAUUAGGGCAAGUUAACCAACAACCGGGGCAGAGUUUUGAUGCCUCAGCGCAGUAGAGAAGUUACAUGACCGUCAAACAGCCAAGAAAUACUGUGCCAUGUGUGUAAUGUCCAGCUGCUUUCAAACACACUGCUGAAUAUGCUACUCAUAACGGAUUAAAAGGUGCGCACCAUCAGACCUGUCAUCUGUUAGACCAGGGUCAGUUAGAAUAGUUUUAGUGUUUUAAUACUUAAGUGCUCUAUUCACACAUAUGAUACUUUUUCAAUUUAAUUCUGACAUUUGAUUUUAAGACAUUAUUUGAUCCGAAAGAUUAAAAAACUGAAACCAACCUUGUUUUAUUUAAUGCCACGUAAUUGUAUUCAGUUAGAUGAGCUCUCUUUAUUAUGACAAGUUUUGGUCUCCAAAAGGUCUUCCCCUAAAAAUGAGUGUUGAAUAAGGGAUGUAGUCUUAUAAUCAGGGUCAUGUCAUAUUUGUGUCAAUAUGGUAACAUAUAGACACUGAAGAAAGAAGACAGAAAUGGCUUAGAAAAGGAUUCACCUCAGCAUCAAGGCAGUAAAUGAACAAUUCACACCAACCUGGGGUGUGCUCAUGUUUGCUUGUGUGUUAAUCGGUGUGACAAAAACACAAGUAUUUCUCCGAGACUAAGUGAAGUGAUUACUGUUAAUCAUGACAGUGUCAAGUGAUUAGAGCAUCUGCAUGUCAGACGUCUGGUUCUCACUUUGAAAGAUGUGCACUGUUAAUUGAACAACUGUGGCAUAAAGUCACAUUUCAGUUAAAAAAAACAGCUUUUGAAGUUAAAUAUGUAGUUCAGACUUGCAGGUGUUUUUAUCCACAUCAAAAGCAUUGUGUCAUCGUGUCAGUUAGCAUUGUAUAAAUAGGCAGAUAUAUUGAUUUCUGACAUCAGAUAAAGCCCAGGUGUGACCUAUGGCUUUAUGGAUAGCUCUGCUAUAUUUAGUAUCCCAGUGUGACAGGGAGUCUGCAUGUAACAUGCAGCGACCCUGAAACUGAAGCAGCCUGAAGGCAUUAUGUUUGUAUGUUUGUAAGAGUGUAGUGUUUGGCUCUGCUUGUACAAUUUUGUUCAACACUUUGUUUGCACCCCAACCUGAAAGUCAGCUAUCAAUUCAAGGAAGUAGUCACAUCGACAUUUAAGUUUUUUUUUCUGUGAAUGGAUCUCAGAACCUUUAUUCAUCAUUAAAAUGGACAACAGUCUGUGCUUUCAGAAGCGUCUGAGGCUUUCUUUGACUUUGCAACCGUGUUUUCCUCUUUGUUUUUCAGGGGUGUCGGUCCAGGCUGUAACACUCGAGAGAUAGCUGAUAAGCUGAUUGAGCUGAAGGCCGAGCUGGAUGAUCUGGCUCUCAGGGAACACGAGCUGGACCAGCAGAAGGUCUGGGUCCAACAGAGCAUCAAGAAUGUCACAGACGACUCUAACAACAGCCCAUAUCCUUCAACGCGUAGUGUCAUGUGUGUAUAUUAUAGGUGGGGUUAGGUUUGUAUAAAUGUUUGCCAUAAUUUGUACUGAGUGCAUGUGAAAGUUUAUUAUGUUGCUUGUAACAUACAGUAAUAGUCUGUGAUAAGCAGAAAAAAACAGAAAACCUUCUCCUUGGAUGACAUCCCGCCUCCUAUCAGUGGUAGUCUAAUAAUAAACUUGUCUCCAUAAGAGAUAUCUGCACGGAAAAGUAGCUUUAGCAGCAACAUUUAACAUCAAAUAGGCGAGAUGUUGUGUUUCAGUGUGCCAGUGUGGACCCCAGGAAGAGUAGCUGCUACAUUAACAGCAGCUAGGGGAGGUCUGAAUGAAGGAAUGAUGGAUUUGAUGUUAGAUGACCAAUCCUCCAUUAAAAAAUAUGCCUUUUUUAAAAUACUCAUGUCUGAUAGGGCAGCUACCACCUGCUAAUAGUCAAAACUUAGUGAAUUUCCAGGCUGUGAAAUAUCCCAGAGUAUUUCAGUUUUUAACUUCAGCAGUCUGUAAGUACAGGAAUAAACGACCACAGAUUUGUCUUUUGAGGGAUCGGCUGAAAUAACUGCUUCUGAAGAAAGACGACAAAAGUGUCAAACUGUAAAAAAAAUAAAUAUUCAACCAUCUAUAGCCAUGAUGAAGGACUUCAAUGUAAACACGACUAUUUGCGUUGUAAUCGGCACAGAUCAACUAAAGACACAAUGACAGGGCAGUGAAAUAUAUCCAGCCCCGCCACCAUCUGGCAUCUUAUAGAGGAUAAUCCUGGGAACACAUCUCAACCAUUCUGCCUGUCCCUGUCAGCAGCACAGCUCAUAUAAAUGCUCUCUGUUCUGGCGUUGCACCAGUUUUCCUAUUCAAAGGCAUAAACACCAUUACCCAGUAAGUAAAAACAGCUUUAAAAAGCCUCCUUUGACCUCAUUAUGAAUAACCCUUCUUAUGUCACCAUAAAGGCAUUAAAAAGCAGGGAGGGGCAAAUGUGAGGUGCUGUAAAGUUGCAUCGGUAGAAUUGCAGGAUCAAAUUUUCAGUCAGGCUGAUUUGGCUGUUGCUGCUUUGACUCGACUUUCUUCUGUUUCUAAAAUCUCCAUUUCACUUCGAAGCAAUGAUACAUUUCUAUAUCUGGUAGACAGAUACUGUCACCAUGCCCUCUUAUUGGGCCAUGGUAGUGUAUCCAGGGUUACUGCAGGUCCUUAAAAGGUCUUGAAUACAUUUUUACCAAUAAAAGGCCUUCAAAAGUAGUACAUUGUGUUAAAUACAGAUCAGAUAAGUCUUAAAUGUGCUUUAGUCACUUCGCCAUGAGAAUUUCUGGUAAGCACGGGAUAAACACUAUUCUCGUCCUAUCUCAUCUCGCCCCAGCAUUUAGAUCACGUGACGCAAUGAGUCUAUGUUGCAUCCUUGCAAAGCCAUAUUGGCUUUCUUGGUCGAGAUUUGAAUUUCUUGUAUGACAGCCUAUUUUUUGUCUAAGUGACAGUCUUCGUGGAUGUACUUGUGUUUAUUAGCUGUCUAACUUGGCUGGCUGUGUGUGAGACCGAGUACGUAUUACGAAGUUGACCCAGCAAUUUUUCAUCUGUGGGAGAGGCAAAAUGCUCUUUCAUUAAUAAACACAUUUGAAGAAUGUUCUUGAACAACUUAUUAUUUUCAUUUUUCCCUAUUGUACAUUUUUAACUGACAUCAAUGCCUUUAAUUGUAAAAGGAUAUAUUUUCAGUUUGUUCUGUACUUCCAUCGCAGGUUUGGUCUUACAUUUUCUUUACGGUGGUAUUAAAAAGAUCUUAAAAAGUCUUGAAUACAACUUCUUCAUACCUGUAGUCACCUUGGUAUUUCUAAUGGACAUGGACCCUUAACUCUUUGUACUGUGGCUUAUGUCAAACAUGAAGACCUGUGUGGAGCUUUUAAAGGUAAGUACUGUGCUUACUUUACCUUUGCAGACAGUUUUUCUUUCUCCGCUCAAUCAGUCUCCAUCACUCAUCACACAUUUUUUUCUCAGGUGACACACUCCUAGCGAUCCGUGCUCCCAUUGGCACACAACUAGAGGUCCCAAUACCAGAAUCUGUAAGUUAUCUGACUAAGUAUCUCACACACGUCGUGCUCGUCUCAAGUCUCGGAUUGGUUUUCAUGGUCUUUCCUUUUCAGGUCCUCAACGGACAGAGGAAGUAUCAGAUUCGUCUCAAGAGUACAUCUGGUCCUAUUGAGGUUCUUCUCGUCAAUAAGGACCCGUCCAGUGCCUCUCCUGUUGUUUUGCCGGUCCCUCCUCCAGAUGAUGUCCUUCAAAGCCUCCCAGCACCGAUACCUACCUCUCAGCCUCCUACUGCUGCUCCCCAGGUCUAAAACUCAUCAGCUCUCUCCAUACAAAGUUCUCAAAUCCUCUCUUACAACAUUAGAAAAAGGCGACAAGAGACACUUACUGUACAUUGUUGUAUCUCCUUGAAAAUAGUAUUCAAAAUGCUAUUUUUUACUCUACAUACUUUUAAACUUUCACUUUUUUUCCCUUUACCUUUUCUUUUGGCUCUGUAGGCCCCCAAAGCAGCCCUGGCCAGCUCUACAAAACCCGGUCCCACCACAACGUCAGCAACAGCAGCUAACCAGACAGCCUCAGUGUCAGGUAGGGCAGGAUGUCUCUGAUUGUCUCUGAUACUUCACCAUUUGCUGUAUACGGUCAUUAAUGAAUAACCAGCAUUGUUUUCCCCACAGAAGUGACAAACACGACACCACUCACCCCAACAACAGAUCCGCCUGCAACAGUUACCCAGCAACUUCAGUCCUCUGCCUCGCUGGAUGGAUCUGUGUCCUCUUCUGCCUCUGCAGUAUUUGAACCUAUUAAAUCAGAUCCCUCUGAAUGUGAGUUUUACAUGUCGCUCUCUGUCUCCCUCUGUCUAUCACUCACAGUUUUGAAAAGAUGGAGCUGUUGAGGCUGAGGUUCUGAAUAAUAUAUUAUCAUUUAGGCAUGUUCAUGCUGCGUUUUACUCAAUUUUAAACUGCUAUCUCUAGUGCAGAGGCUUUUACGUGUGAACUUCUGAAUUCAGGACAUUCAGGCCCUGAUAUUUCAAACAACAUUUUUUCACACACACUUCAAAGUGGAACAUUCAGUGGAUUUACAUGCAUAGUUAAGUUACAGUUACAGCUCAUUUAGGUUACUUAAUUAGGUCACUGUUUUUUGUUCCAGUGUACAAGCACCACGCAAGAAUUGUUGUAUUGACACAGUGCGUCCGCCUCCGCUGUGGUAGGCGGUGAUAUGACCGCUUUUGAUGAGUAACUAUGGGGCCUUGGUUUUUCCAACAUGUUUCAAUGUAUUUUCAAAGGCCAGUUUUAGUUUUCCAACACAAUGAAUCGAGUCUUCAUACAUCGUGUCAACACACUGGCUUAUCUGUGUAAGAUGCAGCCUAAAAUGCUCUGUCUGUGCAGGUGGCAGACUGAAUGUUUAUGCCGUCUCUCUUACUGAUAGAUAAAACGAAUAUUUCUUUUAAUUCAACAAUUCGUGGUUCUGGUGGAGCAGGGCGACAUUGAACUAAGCAAAUUUUACAAAUAACAGAGAUUUGAGUGUCUCUUUUUCUGAAAUUUUUUUUCAGCUUCUGGGUGUUUAGUUUGUAGACUAAGACCUCAACUUUCACAAGGGUGUGACGAUAUGUUGAUUUUGCUGUCAUACGAGUACAACAUGAAGGCGUCUGCACCAUGUGCCAGUUAUAUAACAUUGAUAGUCAAGGACUCGUUCUUUUACAUCCUGGAAAUAUAUUGAUCUAGGCCUAACUGUUAUUAUUUGUAGCUCUUUAAGUGAUAGCUCCACUAAUGACAGAAAGGGGUUGAUAAGAUGUACUACCAGGAGACUUUUGCCUCAUCGCAAGUAUUUCCGAGUAGUUGAAUGACUGUAUGUACUGAUGCUGUUGUUUCCUUCUAGUGUUGGACUUUCCCAAAGAGCUCUCUGACAUGUUUGAUCCAACAAAAGGUGACAUAUUUCUCCUUCAUGCUUUGGUUACAUGUUAACAUCUUUGUCUGAGUCCUUGAAAAGAAAGAUAUAAAACAUCGCUCACUUCUUUUCUCUCAUCUGACAGAGAUCAUGAGUGGAGACCUGUUGGAGGACUUGAUGUCAUCGGAGGGUGAGUUUGUGUAAAAACAUGUACAUAUAGAUACUCACCACUUGGCUGUCCAAACCUCAUAUCCACAGUUAUUCAAUCUGACUAGCAAAAGCAAUGCUAGAAACAUCCUAAUGACAUAAACCAAAUCAAAUCGAUCCGUGAAAAAGAAUUUUGCACAUUUAUAUGGUUAACCCUUUCAUACCUGCUGUAUCAAGGCCAGAGAGCCUCAAAAUGAUGAGACUUGUUUAUUUAGUUUAGUUUAAUUUAUUCACACACACACACCAUCACAAUAUAUAUAUCACAAAUAUACAUAUACAUACAUAUACACAUGUACACUGGAAAUUUCACAGUGACUGGGUGUGUAGUUAGGUUGACCCCAAGGAAGCUAUUUAAAGCUUAUAGCAUAUAAGCUUAAAGCAUAAACAUCACAUGGACUACAUCCAUGUGAUGUAUUCAUUUCACUUGUCAAAGGUUUCUGAUAGCGUUAAUACAUAUCACCGUGGAUAUUUUUGAUUUUACUCUCAAUUUAUUUGAAGAGGUCAAAAUUCUAACUUUUUGGUCAAUGACUGAGCAGCUGCCAGCAGAAAAGUGAAGCCAAGAGGGUGAAAAGUGCACAGAAACUAGGGGGGGAUGUUUAAGCACAAAGAUCUAAGUGAAAGAGAGGCCAAACAAAUUAAAUGUGAUUUAUUAAAGUAAAACAAGCUCAGAGUCAGUUUUUUUCAUUUCUUUGUUUGGUUAUAAGCAGGAUCAAAAAUAGUGAGAGAGGUUUAUGGAAACGAGAGUCCCCUUAGGCUUUUAUUUGACAUUACCAACCACUCACUCCACAAUAUUCUUUCCAUGUAGAUGCUCUCAUACUGUUUAUUUCCUUCCUUAAUAGAAUUGUGAUUCUUUAUCCAGAGAACAGGCUGUAACUGAAACAUUAAAAAACAGUUUCACAGCCAUACAAAAACUUUCAACUGCAAACAAACCCAGCUAGCAAUUUGUGUGUGGCGCCACCUUGUGCUGCCUGCCAACUGUGACAGCAGGAUGAACAACUGGUUGAAAGGUCAGACGUCUCAACAACAGUACAUGUUUUCAUAGAUAUUCACCUUGAAGAUAUUUUCUAUCCUUAUUUAUUUACUUAGGUGCUACCACAACUGGAUUGUUAUGAUUGCAUACAAACUCUUGAUUUGCUUGCUAGUCGGUAGGAGAAUGCAAUUCAUAAGAUUGUUUCAUAAAUUAACAAACAGUUGACAGCAAAUGAAAUCCACAAACCGUUCAGAAAGUCUCAAAGUGACUAAUUACAGUAUUCCUGACUCACUCACUUCUGAAGGUUAUUUGAAGCUCUCUGUGCAGCAGGUGAAUCUUUGUGAAGUAUCAGCUCUUAUACAUUAUACAAAGAUACAUUUUUAGUAUGACUGCUGCAGCAGCUGAAAACUUAAAGGGUUUUUUCACAUGGCACCUACACUUUGUUUUUUUCAAAAGUAAGUUCACAUGUGGAGACUUGAUCACCUCUGAGCGCAGCUUUGAUUCAUGCAUGCAGAUGUUUGUGAAGGGAGACGCCUCCACAGCAACAGCAGCUGGUUAACUUCUAAUAGUUUGCAGCACGGGUCCAAAGUGCUCACCCUGUAUGAAUGUGGAGUUAUGGCUGUCUUUGUUGUGUGGCUCGCCUCUGUCUGAAGCCUAGAAAACACCUGAAUGAAACUAUAAGGCAGAGAAGUGCUGCCAAACUUCCUUUGAUCAAGCAAUUGUUUUUUUUGUUUUGUUUUGUUUUUUUAACACAUCCUUCUUGUUUCUGCACAAUACAGCUGAUUAAUUAUUUUUUAUUUUUUUUAUUUUUAUUUUUUUACAAAAUUUGUGGGAAAUCUUGCUUGACAGAAGCACCGGCCCCUUUAAAAAAAAAAUCUGUGCCAGCCUUGGUCCUUUCCAUUGCCACACAAAGAAAUUUCUAAAAAUAAUCAUCCUUGUCUGCCUCCAAAAUAUCCAAACUCAUCAAUUAGGUUGCUACUGCUACUGUUGUUACUAGAUUCCUGUUCUUUUUUUGGAUAAGGUCUUUCUGGUACUUCCAAGUUUUACAUUACAGCACUCUGAUUCCUGGCCUGUAUUUGCACAUAGCAAAUCUUUCUCUGCCUGUUUUAUCCGCAGUGUUCUCGCCUCUCCUCCGCCUGUCACCUCCUCCCAGCGACCACGACUACAUCUACAACCUGGACGAAACAGAAGGCCUGUGUGACCUCUUUGACGUCCCCAUCCUGAACCUCUGA